GCGGAGCCGUCUCCAUGGCAACUCACGCGCCGCCCAGGCAGCUGGGCCCGGCGGGAAGCGCGGGUGCUAAGGCGCUGGCUUCAGGCGGGGCUGCGAGCACCGAGGGGCCCGAGCGGCCCGGGCCGCUGCAGGACGAGACCCUGGGCGUGGCGUCCGUGCCCUCGCAGUGGAGGGGCGUCCAGGGCAUCCGCGGGGAGACGAAAAGUUGCCAGACGGCCAGCAUUGCCACCGCUGAAGCGUCUGCCCAGACCAGGAAGCAUGCAGAUGCUGAGGUGCAGACCGAGGUCCCUGAGCCGGUCAGCCUGCCGUCGGUGCCCCGGUAUGACGGCCCUCGGCUUGCAGCCUUUCUCCGGAGAGUGGAGGCCAUGGUUACCCGAGAGCUGAACAAAAAUUGGCAGAGCCACGCGUUUGACGGCUUCGAGGUGAACUGGGCCGAGCAACAGCAGACGGUGACCUGCCUGCACACCCUGGGCUACCCCCCAGCCCAGGGACAGGGUCUGCAUGUGACUGGGGUCUCCUGGAACACCACUGGCUCUGUGGUGGCCUGUGCCUAUGGCCGGCUGGACGAUGGGGACUGGAGCACGCUCAAGUCCUUCGUGUGCACCUGGAAUCUGGACCGGCGAGGCCUGAACCCCCAGCGGCCAUCGGCGGUGGUGGAGGUGCCCAGUGCCGUCAUGUGCCUGGCCUUCCACCCCACACAGCCGUCCCACAUUGCAGGCGGGCUGUACAGUGGUGAGGUGCUGGUGUGGGAUGUGAGCCGCCCCGAGGACCCACUGCUCUGGCGCACGGGCCUGACGGAUGACACGCACACGGACCCCGUGUACCAGGUGGGGCAGGCGUCCUUUCUCAGCGUGGCCCCGCGCCCUCCUGUCCAGGUGGUUUGGCUCCCGGAGCCCCGGCACAGCCACCGCUUCCAGGUGCUGAGCGUGGCCGCUGACGGGAAGGUGCUGCUCUGGCAGGGAGUGGGGGCCGGCCGGCUGCAGCUCAGUGCAGGCUUUGCCCUGGCCGUGCAGCAGCUCCCCCGGAACACCAAACUGAAGAAGCCUCCCCGGGGAGAGACCGAGGUGGGUGCCACGGCGGUGGCUUUCUCCAGCUUUGACCCCAGCCUUUUCGUUCUGGGCACGGAGGGCGGCUUCCCACUCAAGUGCUCCCUGGCAGCGGAGGAGGCUGCCCUCACGCGGAUGCCCAGCUCUGUGCCCCUGCGGGCCCCAGCACAGUUCACCUUCUCUCCCCACGGCGGCCCGGUCUACUCUGUGAGCUGCUCCCCCUUCCACAGGAAUCUCUUCCUGAGCGCAGGGACCGACGGCCACGUGCACCUGUACUCCAUGCUGCAGGCCCAGCCCCUGACCUCCCUGCAGCUGUCCCACAAGUACCUGUUUGCUGUGCGGUGGUCCCCAGUGCGCCCCCUGGUGUUUGCAGCUGCUUCUGGGGAAGGUGAUGUGCAGCUGUUUGAUCUCCAGAAAAGCUCCCAGAAACCCACAGUUUCAAUCAAGCAAACCCAGGAUGAAAGCCCUGUCUACUGUCUUGAAUUCAAUCACCAGCAGACUCAGCUCCUGGCUGCUGGCGAUGCCAAGGGCACAGUAAAGGUGUGGCAGCUGAGCAGUGAGUUCUCGGAACAAGGACCCCGGGAAACAGAGGACUUGGACCAGCUGGCAGCGGAGGUGGCCACCUGAGGAGGGGGAGUCCCGAGUAGAGGCAGGUUGGGGGAGGCUACACCUGUGCUGUGUACAUCUGUGUACAUCUGUGAUGGAAGCUGAAUGAAGACAAGCUUU
Hippopotamus amphibius kiboko is the source of this 1772-nucleotide messenger RNA. RefSeq names its product dynein 2 intermediate chain 2 (gene DYNC2I2). Gene Ontology annotation, cellular component: ciliary plasm; cytoplasmic dynein complex. Gene Ontology annotation, molecular function: dynein light chain binding; dynein heavy chain binding. NCBI's taxonomy places the organism in Eukaryota, Metazoa, Chordata, Mammalia, Artiodactyla, Hippopotamidae. Gene Ontology annotation, biological process: intraciliary transport. The record is from RefSeq and is a predicted model, not a curated record. The transcript has 9 exons. The coding region runs from base 15 to 1673 and encodes 552 amino acids.